GCGUUUUCAUUUAUGAACUUUACUAAGGAAGAAUUGUCGCUCUCAAUUCGGUCGCCAUAAGUUCGCCACACUCACAUCUGCUGACGGAAUGAUGGCCGCCAUCUCCACACUCGAUUCGAUAGUUCAUCGACCUGGGUGGCGAACCAGAGAGGGGCAUUUAUCGUGAAAACUCGUCGAUAAACGAAGUUUUGACAAUAUAAGAGGGCGGGUUUGAUGGUUUAUACUCAGUUCUAAAAUGCCUUUGAAAGAAAUCAUCCUAAUCCUUGUCAUUGCGGUUGUCUGCACCGCCGAAGAGAAUCUUCAGUCAAAAGAAGUUGUCGUCCAAACCUAUCGUCAAAAGCGACUCAAUAAUUUUCUCUUCGAUAUGCUGCUUCAAACUCCUACAAUGUGCACAGGGUGUCCUCCUCGUUACUGUGACACCGAUCCGGGAAUAAUUCUCGGAUACUGCUGCGGAUGUCGGAGAGCUUUCGACAUCCUGCCGGUCUUCUGUCCUCCGAAUAUCUUCUGUCCCGCCUACCUGAAUAAUGUGUGCCAUGAUUAUGAGUACAUGCUGCAUUGUUGCUGUUGAAAAAUUUCGAAUCGGAUCCGCGAAACUCAUGACUAGAAUUCUUCGCCAAUCGGAUGUAUGUAUAUCAUGAAUCAUGUAUUGUACGCAUAUUUAACGCAAACUCAUCCCAAAACAUGCGGAUGAUGAAUGUUUUCUUGUUCUCCUCGGUCCUAAUCCAGACCUUGUUCAUACCGCAUUACUUGUAUACGUAUAUCGUCGUAGCGGAUUACCAUAUAUUUUCGUAAUUUCCAAGGUAUCAAGCGCAUUGCAGAUGAAAUUGUAAUACCUCCAAGCGACAGUCGUAUUUUUUUAAGGCUUCGUCGAAGACGACUUACAACAUGUCUUUAUUAUCAUACUGACUGUAAUACGCAAACUUAAAGAUAUCGUCAGAACAGAUACGUGAAAAAAUGCUAUAAAUACUGAUUGUCAGUGAAAAUUAAUAUACAGUCACUUGCCCACCAUUUCUGCUAUACCUUCGCUCGACUCAAGUACUCCAGAAGUUGAAUAAUCUCCUGUUUCUC
This is a messenger RNA of Athalia rosae (coleseed sawfly), 1068 nucleotides long. RefSeq lists its product as uncharacterized. The coding region runs from base 236 to 568 and encodes 110 amino acids. The record is from RefSeq and is a predicted model, not a curated record. Lineage: Eukaryota; Metazoa; Arthropoda; Insecta; Hymenoptera; Athaliidae. The transcript is spliced from 4 exons.